UGACAAAACAAAUAGCUGCGAAGACUCAUUGAGCUUCUAAUGGCUGUGUAAAUUCCGUCUGCUCACUCUCAUCAUUCUCAAACAAUUGAAAUAGUUCAUGUCCUUUCGAAACGUUUCCAGACGAAUCCUGGCUUCCAAUCCGACGCAGCGAGUAGCAGCACUUUCUUUCCAGUUACAAAAGCCGUUCACGCGCACCAUGGCUUCCGUACCGAGCACGAUGAAGGGCGUGAUCAUCAACAAGACUGGUGGGCCCGAAGUGCUCGAAUACAAGACAGAUCUGCCCGUUCCACAGCCCAAGGACGGCCAGAUCUUGAUCAAGAACGAUUACAUUGGAAUCAACUUCAUUGAUACCUACUUCCGAUCGGGCCUCUACCCAGCUCCCAGCUUCCCUUACACCCUCGGUCGCGAAGCAGAAGGCACAGUCGUGUCCACCGGGACGGGGGAACUCCAUGGCUUUCAAGAGGGAGACAAAGUGGUAUGGAUGGAUGUAGGAGCAUACGCCGAAUACAGUGUCAUCCCCGCCGGCAAGGCUGUCAAGGUUCCAAGUGACAUGGAGCCCAAGAUCGGGGCUGCUGCUCUCCUACAAGGUCUUACAGCUUUGACACUCAUAAGAGAAGCACAUCCAGUGAAGAAGGGAGACUGGGUUCUGGUACAUGCAGCUGCAGGAGGUACCGGACUGUGGUUGACGCAACUACUGAAGAGUGUUGGAGCAAACAUCAUUGGAACGGCAAGUACGCCAGAAAAGGUCGAGCUGGCUAAGAAGGCGGGAGCUACGCAUAUGAUCAACUACAGCCACGAAGAUGUGAAGAGCAAGGUUAAUGAGUUGACAAACGGUCAAGGAGUUAUUGCUGUCUUCGAUGGCGUUGGCAAGGAUACUUUCGACCUCUCGCUCGACAUUCUGGCGAGAAAAGGCUCAUUGAUGUCCUUUGGCAAUGCUUCUGGCGCUGUUCCGCCUGUAACGAUCGCAAGACUCUCGGCCAAGAACUUGAAGUUGUUGAGACCCGCGCUCUUCGGAUAUUUGGUUACGAGGGAGGAAUUCGAACAUUACACGAAAGAGCUUUUCAACUUCGUGUUGAAGGACAAGUUGGACGUCAGAAUCCACGAAGUGUACCCGCUCAGUCAGGUGGCGAAGGCACAUGAGGAUCUGCAGGGGAGGAAAACAACUGGCAAGCUGCUACUGGAUCCUAGCAAGUAGAAUAUACAGAGACAACAAGCAACAAAAGUUCGCAAAAGCCAGCUCUUGCGGCAACUGAAGUGAGACCUCGGCC
Messenger RNA from Cercospora beticola, 1268 nucleotides. Its product is annotated as quinone oxidoreductase family protein. Gene Ontology annotation, cellular component: cytosol. NCBI's taxonomy places the organism in Eukaryota, Fungi, Ascomycota, Dothideomycetes, Mycosphaerellales, Mycosphaerellaceae. Gene Ontology annotation, molecular function: quinone reductase (NADPH) activity; zinc ion binding; NADPH binding. The record is from RefSeq and is a predicted model, not a curated record.